Metopolophium dirhodum (rose-grain aphid) is the source of this 5956-nucleotide messenger RNA. RefSeq names its product Krueppel-like factor 6. NCBI's taxonomy places the organism in Eukaryota, Metazoa, Arthropoda, Insecta, Hemiptera, Aphididae. The record is from RefSeq and is a predicted model, not a curated record. Gene Ontology annotation, molecular function: DNA-binding transcription factor activity, RNA polymerase II-specific; RNA polymerase II cis-regulatory region sequence-specific DNA binding. The transcript is spliced from 3 exons. The coding region runs from base 639 to 1892 and encodes 417 amino acids. Gene Ontology annotation, biological process: regulation of transcription by RNA polymerase II.
CCGGCGUGUCAACCACGCGCGUGCUUGCAGCCGAUAGUGGCCGACCGCCGACAGACAGGAUUGAACCGCCGCGGCAGAGGGAGAGUGAAAAAUAUCGCACAACAUACCUAAUAAUAUCGCGUUGUUAUUUGUUUAAUUCGAUAUUCUACCUCGUCGCUUUUUGCUACUUUGGCAUAAACAGAAAAAAAAUUUCAUUUAAACUUUUUACCGCUUUUUCGUUGACAUUAAUAUUCUUACAGUCGGUUCGCGGCAAUAGUGCGGCACAUUCAACUUUUUUUUCCACGCGUUCAGUACCCGCACACGCUGCCUGGCGUACGGUCGUCUAGUUUGCAUAGUUCGCAUAAUAUAUAUUGUACCUACGCAGGUAAUCUCACCACUGUCUUGUACGCGUAAAGUUUUGUUAAAUUGAGACCAUAAUUUUUUGCGCAGUCGUCACGAGCUGUUCAAUUUGGGUUUUUACGAAUUUUUUUCCGUUUCGCUGUCCUUGCGACGAUUCUGUUGUGCUCGUCAUAGCGAACGUGCUCGGAACGUUCGCCGCGCCUCUUGAUCCUGAUCGGGGUGGUACCCAGACCUGAACCUGGGAACGAUGUCUUGAGAGCGUGAACUGACUGAGCGGAGAAAUUGUUCACAGUAUCCACAUGGCCGGGGCACUGGAAAUUCUACAAGAAGAUGACUGGCAAGUGUGGCAGGAUACCAUCUCCUGGCUGGGCAACCCGACGGGCCCACAGGCAUCGCCGGUUUACAUGUGCGGUUCAGGCACUGUCCUCGGGUUGGCCCCGUCAAUGGACAGCCACAGGCGAUACGACCCGAUGGCACCCGACGUCGGCAACCAUCCUCUCGACGACGCGCAGCACCAUCAGCACCAGCAUCCACCGCAGGACUCUGUAGUCUACGGGACCGAAGAAUUCAUCGACCUGGACAUGUUGAUCAACUAUGUGGCCGACCAGCACAGCGGCACCAACGACCCCGUACCUCCGGACGCCACGAUGACGACCUACGCCGUGGACAAGUCGUACUACAGCAGGUUGACCGAUUACAAUCCUGCCGAUUACAACGGAGUGAUGUACAUAUACUCACCCGGACCCGGCGGCGACACCGGUCAACUGAUGGAUGUCCAGCAACAGCAACAGCACCAGCAUCAGCACCAGCAGCAACACAACCAACACCUCCUUCAGCUACAGCAGCAACAACUACAGCUACAACUGCUACUCCAACAGCAGCAACAGCAACAACAUCAGCAACAGAUAUCUCCGCCGGCCAGCCCACCGGACGACAGCGACGGCGGAAACGCGAUCGCGGAAUCGACGUUCUUGGCGCACCAGCUGAUGGCCGUCACGACGACGACGACGACGAUAGUGAAACCGACGCUAUUGUCAAUGACCAACGCGGCCAACGUCGUCAACCGUCCACACAAACAAACGGCCACGGCGGUGACUGCAGCAGCGAACGCGGCCGCCGUGUCCGCGGCUUACACUGCGGCCAUGAUGACGCCUCCGUCGUCGCCGCCCGAAGACGAUGUGAAAAUGGUUGCGACGGUGGCCACAAAGGCGACCACAGGCAGCCAACGAUCAUCGAGGCGGACGGGAGGCGUCGGUGACCGGCGGCCGCAACGCGCCAAAAAGACGUCGGCCAACCACUCGUGUGGUCACCCGGGAUGCGGAAAGACGUACACCAAGAGCUCGCACCUCAAGGCGCACUUGCGCACGCACACAGGUGAAAAACCGUACCAGUGCUAUUGGAAUGGUUGCGGUUGGAAGUUCGCUCGGUCCGACGAGCUGACCCGGCACUUCCGCAAGCAUACCGGCGACCGGCCGUUCAAGUGCCGGCUGUGCGACCGCGCGUUCUCCCGGUCCGACCACCUGUCGCUGCACAUGAAACGACACAACGUCUAGCGGACGUAUUUGAAAUCGGAAACAACUGCGCAUCGAUUUUUUUGCAAAUAUUACCGACAACAGAAAAACAUUUAUGUUUACCACGACUAUUGUAUUAUAAAACCAGUGUAGUAUCGCACGUUUUUUUGAUUUUCCUCGUUAUCGUGCCAUGCAACAAUAAUUAAUUUCCAUUAUAACCUAACCUGUACAACGCGUGCGUAUACAUUAUAAUAGCCGUAACGAUUGUAUUAUAUAAUACAAAUAAUUAUUAUGUUUUACAUAUUAUUAUAUUAUAUUAUAUUUUUUCUUUCUUUUCUUACUUAGCAGUAGUAGUAUUAUAAUAUGGUAUGAUAGAGUAGGUAGUAUUAUUACUUACACGUAGGUGGUAAUAAUAAUAAUAUUAUUAUACCGUCAUAAUGAACUUGUACAUUUUUUUUUCCAUCAUUCUUUUAUUGCUCGGCUGGUCUAUGGCGGUCCGACGACGGUGCCCACUCGUAAACAGUGCAUUAUAAGUACCCAGUGUGAGUAUGAUAUUAAAUAUAAUAAUAAUAAUAAUAAUAAUUGUAGAACGUGUUCAAACGUCACAGCCGCGAUUAUAUGUAAAUACGAUCCGGACGCGCGUGUGUCGUCGGCUGCAAUAUAUUAUAUUAUUAUUAUACUAUCGCGUACGACGACGUCUAUGAUAAUUUAUAAUAACAGUCUAAAGUCAUGGACGGGUCCGUGUCCAAAGUCUUUGAGAUUUGUGUAAGGGUCAGGCGGCGUCCGUGGUGUCUCGUCGAGGGAAAACCCAUCUCCUUACCGCGCACGUUCUUUUCCGCACCGAAUUUCGUUUCCUUCGACACGUGUCGACGAACCGAAAACGUACACCGAUCGUCGUUUUUUUUUGUCGAUUUUUUAUUGCAUGAUUUGGACAGUAACGUUUUUAGAGUUCAGCACUAAUGUGGCGGAUUUCCUCGUUCCGCCCUUCAACCGACACCCUCGUCGUAAGUCGUAUACUUUCCUCGCGUGAUGGCUUUUCGGAAAACGUCAGUGUUUCGAUACUGACGAUCGGUAAGCUGUCGAUCACAAAUCGUCCGUAACAAUGUUUAACUAGAAAAUUAUUUUUCGCGUCGACAAACAUUAGCUUACGCAUAACCAAGAAAACCACUCUCAACACAAUACACUUUAUGAUGUAUAUAUACAUUUUAUGUAUAACAUAUUUCAAAAAUCGUUUAAUUGUAUUGUUUCACUCACACUUCGUGGUGUUCCUCUACCAAAACCACGAGCCCAACCUCAACUGUUUUACGAGGUUUAUGCCUCACACGCUCCGCAGUGAGCGAGACCUAAUCGGUUUUUAGAUUGAAAAAAAAACCGUCGUCGCCAAACGGUGUAUACUCUCUUUAACCGCUCUGUAUAUAAUAAUAUACAAACCAUCAGAUGAUCUCGUCGCCGGAUUAACGUCAACUAAAUGUUAUGAUUUCGCGCAACACUGUGUCCUUUUUAUAUACCGUCUGUCGUGUUCUCGAAAAACCAUUUCGAAUCUCGCGCGGUUGCAUAUUAUUAUUAUCAGUCACAUUCGCGUGUUCAAUAUUGCCUUGACGUCUCCAGACUCGUGUUGAUUCCUGUGACUUUGACGGUUUCUUAUUUUUUGUCAUAAAAAUCUCACACCAUCUCGUUCCCAUGUAUAUUCAUAAUCCAUUCGAUUAAUAACGUUCAAUCCAACGGUUUUUAUCCACACCGACUAAAUUUCGAAUUCUGACAUGUCUUAGGCCCAAGAUUAACAUCAUUGGUAGAUAUCUGGACCGAAAACAUUACAACGCAGCACAGAAAACAUAUUUUAUAAACAUUUAAAAUUUUAACAUUGAUUUCCAUUUGGAUGUAAUAAUAGGUAUUUUUUUUCUCCAAAAAUGUAAGAAUUGAUUAUUGAUAGGGGGAGGAAUCCUCCCCAAAAAAAUGUCUCCAAUAUGUCUUAUUUUCAACCAAAUAUUAAAACCUAAAAUUCAAUAAAAUUACAAUAUACACAUGUUUUGGACCCCCCCCCCCUCCGAAAAAAUUUCUGGAUACGGCCUUGCGGAAAGCCUAAUUCUGUCUUGCCGCAGCGUAGAGCUAUAUUUUAUAUAUUAUAUAUUAUUAUACGUUGCUUAUAGAGAUUUUUUCCGUUAUUCCUUUUGAACAUUGACUAUAACCGAGUUACCCGGGGUGCCACCCUAUUGUAAGACCCCGCACUGAUGAUUUUGGAUCUCUUCGGUGAAAUUUUUUUUCUCCUUCGUAUUUCACCUACGAUACCUAUAUAUACCACGAUAAAAUUACCGUACACAGCAGAGGUGUGCUCAGGAAUAUUCAAUAGGGGAGAGGGGGGGAUACAUUAUUGUAUUAUAUAAUAUAAUUGGGAGGUGGCACUGUGCAAGCGUCACAUUUAUGUUGUAAAGGGAUAGUGUCUUUACAGUUUGUCUAAAAAUUGGUAAUUUACAUCAUUUUACCCAUCAGUUACUGAUUAAUGGAGGCGGUGAGGUUCCAUGACUUCCCUUUUCCCCUGAGCACACCCCUGGUACAUAGACGUAUAAUGAUAGUUUUAGGCGUAUCGCAUUUAAUAUAUAGCUCUUAUAAUAUCGUACUACAGCAUAACGAUUGUACGAUAAUAAUAUGUGUUCGGGUCGGCGAUGAUUCGCACUAUAUCGAACGCAGUAAAUGAAUAAUAUUAUUAUGUAUGUACCUAUUGCACACGCCACACACUGACACGCAAGCAUAUAAUAUAAUGAUUAUCUCAAUUAUUCGCCAAUACUAUUAUAUCAAUUUUCCAAGCAAACAACGAGAAAUGUUUCGAAAUGAAAACCGCAUUUAAAAUCUUAAACGAUCGUGUCAGUAUAUUUACGAGUUCCUUGGAAAUAACAUUAUAGUUUUGCUUUUUUUCCCUCUAAGCAGACAUUCGGCUAAGUAUCAGUGAAUGUACACUCGCGUACCGAAGUACUUACCUAUUUUCCAUUGCGUUGUAAAAACUUACUGAAAUUUUGAUUUUGCAAUUUGCCGUUACCAAAAUGUCCAAAAAGUUAUUUUAUUUUAACACGUAUGUCUAUAUUUUAUUGGUAGUCUAUCCAGUGUCCAAAUUCGUUUUGCAAUACUUUUAAAUUCACCCUAAACAAAUUUGUAUGAAAUUGCAAGAGCAGUUCAAGUCUUUCGAUUACCUUUGGCGCGUAAGUACCUAACUUGCGUCACUGUUAUUAGAUGGACAUAGUUCAGCCACUUAAAUAAAUUAUUCGCAGCACAUAGUAAAUAACAAUCAUUUACACGUCAGUUGUACAUUAACACUAUGAUCAAAUUCUCGGCUUCGACAAUGAUAAUAAAUUUCACUUGGAUUACUACUUAAUUUAAUUGUACAUAAUAUACCUAACUGCAUUUGGUUUGUUUUUCGUCGACUCUUAGAAUAAUUAUAAUAAUAUAGUACAUUGACUAUGCGUAUAUACAUAAUUUUAUUGUAAUAAAACAAUCAAAAUCUCGUUUUUCCUGAUUAAAUAAAACGUAUUUUUUAUUUGUUAUUAUUAUUUUUGUUUUAUACAUAUAUAGUUUUUAAUCUUAUUCAAAAUCAAAUUUAACAAAAUGUGAUUAGCAAUAAGUGUUUUUUUUUAACUUAGCUGUUAGGACUUAAAAAAAACUAUUUUUCUUUUUAAUGUUAUAAUUUUUAUUAUUUUUUUAUCCAGUUAUAUUAAAACUAAACCAUUGUAAAAAUCUGUAUUUUAGUUAUUAUUAUUGAUGAACGUAUGUCGACUUAUAAUAUUGCCUAUUUUUACAAGUACCUAUAUAUGUAUUUUUAUUUCAUCUUCAUUAUUAUUAAUUAUUAUUAUAACCAGUUACUAUAAUAAUAUAGAUAUAAUGUGAAUUCUGUCCUUUAGUAGAUUUAUAGCCAUGUCAAACGUUAUUAUAAUAUUAUUAUAAUACCUGUAGUAGGUAUACCACGUUGCGGUUCCAGGCGCCGCGUAAGUAUACAGAAAAAAAAAUUUAAUUGUUUUCAUGCCAUUUAAUUAAACAUAAUAAUAUUUACAUAUACUAAGGUUAUUAUUAUUAUUAUUAUUAUUAUUAUCAUUAUUAUUAUUAUAUUACAUUAAACUUUU